UGCACGCGCAUUCAUACUUAUUUAAGAAAAUGAAUAUGAAAAUAAAACGUCUUAAACUUUUCAAUCUGAAAGACCCAAUACAAACAAACAAACUGGGGAAUCUAUACUUCAUUAUACCAUCAGCAUGCAUUGUCCUCCACUACUCUACUGUUUGAGCAACAAUAACGCUAUGCUGUGAUGCUUAUGAUGGUGUAAUGAUACACUUGUCCAGUUCAUUAAAAUACUCUUUAGCAUAAUAACAGGAAGUGACACGAUACUACAACAGAUAAACCGUACGACACUGACCAAUCAGAUGAAACUAAAUGACGUAGGAUUUAGAAUCCGAAUCCGAAUCAGUGACGCAGUCAAACAGUGAGAGAGUAAACGUCAGUCUACUAAGAUACACAGAGAGAAUGGACGCGUAUUUCAACGCAGAGAAAAUGAGAUCUCCGAUUCAUGACCAGAUCUCAGAGAUACAGAGAAAAAUCCAGCUGUUGGAGAGAGACAGGAGCUUGCAGUAUGAGAGUUCAAAGUCUUUAAUAGAGAAGAAUAGAGAGAAGAUCCUGCAGCUCAGACGGGAGAAUAAACUCAUACACAGGAAACUGGCCAAGGCACUCGCUGCAGAUGAGCAGGUCAUCAGGGAGGCUUUUCAAGCCCACAGAUCAGAGAUGGGUGCCUACAGGAAGAUGUCCGGGAGGGCUGCAGUGGAGGUUUUGGAUCAGAAAGUGUGUGAUAAAGUGAAAAAGCUGAACGCAAUGAAACACAUGACGAACACACAGCGCCACCGCCUGGAAGAACUGAACGCCGAGUACAAAAGUGUGAUAGCAACCAGUCCUGGCCUGCUGACUGAUGGGGUCACCAUGAAUAAAGUGGACUUCGCUGAUGAGCAAUCCCAAAAGAACCUGCGCAUGUUGGAGACCCAGCUAGAGAAAGCACAACUGAAAUGUCAGGAGACCAAACACAUCAUAAGGAGCUACCAAAACCUAAAGGAGCACGUGCAGGAGGAGAAUCAGACGUUCCAGUCUCAGAUGGAUGACUUGGAGUGUGAGGUUAAUCAACAGAAACAGGAGCUCAGAUACCUGCAGGAAAUGUACAAAAACGUACAUGAGGCCAAACGUCAAGCCAAGGAGGAGCUGCAGAGUCAGAAGUUGAUUAUGUGCGAUGAGAAGAGAAAGCAAGAGAUUGUCCUGAACAGCUACAAAAAAUACAUAGAGGAACAAAAAGCACAAAGUGACAGGGCAGAACGCAGAGCACAGAUGAUUGCUCUGAACACAGGUAAGCUGAGCAGUGAAGCCCAGCGCUGUGGACCAGUAGAGGGAGAGGAGAAUAAAACCUUCUCCAGCAUGAAGGAGGCUUUCAAUCGCAUCAAAGGAGCUAUGGGAGUCACUGACACACAGAAGUUGGUGGACAGGUUUGGUUCUCAGUGCAACACUCUCGCACUCCUGGAAAAGAUGAAGUUGCAGAAUGAGCAUGAACUUCAGCAACUGAAGGAGGAGAGAGACGCAAUACACACUCAGUACCAGGACCUGAAAUACUCAGCUGGAGAUACCGAACUGAUACCUGACCUAACCGAUGGAAGGAUGGUAUUAUCUCAGCUAGAGAAGGAACAACAGAAACUCACACACACAAUGAAGUGUGUGGAAAUCCUUGUGGAACUUCUGUGUUACAGGCUAAAGCACAUCACACUGCAGGAUGCUACUCUGCAGCGAGAGUGUGUGUCUCCUGUGUGUGUGUUAAAUCUGUUUCAGGUGGCGAAGCUGAAACUGAUGCAGCUGCAGGACGAACUACAGGGACAUGAUAUACCCGCAGUGAUGAAGGAGAUAGAGGAGCUCCGUGCCAGCACUGAGAGGAACCGUUCUGACUCUAGCACCAGCAGCACACUCCUAGAUAAUCAGAUAGCCGACCUGUACAAAGAAGAGUACGACGGUGAGGAUGAUGAUGAUGAUGAUGAAGUCGUCACUCGGAUGUCCCUUAAACAGCAGUCGCAGUUCAUCAUCGACUCAAGGAAGAACAAUAAACAUGAAUAAA
This is a messenger RNA of Hemibagrus wyckioides, 2007 nucleotides long. Its product is annotated as outer dynein arm-docking complex subunit 3-like. NCBI's taxonomy places the organism in Eukaryota, Metazoa, Chordata, Actinopteri, Siluriformes, Bagridae. Gene Ontology annotation, biological process: outer dynein arm assembly; cilium movement. The transcript has a single exon. Gene Ontology annotation, cellular component: cilium. Bases 393 to 2006 code for a protein of 537 amino acids. The record is from RefSeq and is a predicted model, not a curated record.